CACUGAAUGCAACACCCAUGAACCCAGAGAGCAGCUCCCCUUACAGCUGUCUGCACCGCACAUAAAAUUAGACCCCCAGACAGUUGUACAGUAGGCUCCAGCAGGCUGAGUCAACUGGCAAAAUUAUUGUUGGAGAUGGAGCCAAGUCAUAGUUCCAGUCUUUACUUUGGAAGCUGCACACGCUGCAGUAAAGCGGUGUACAGUGAUCAGAGAGCCUGCCGAGCGAUGGGACAGUUAUUCCAUUAUGCUUGUUUUACCUGCAGUGUUUGCAGUGAAAAGCUCAGUGGGAAGCCCUUUUAUUCAGUAUCAGGAAAAAUCUACUGUGAGGAGGAUUAUUUUCACUCAGGAGGUCACUCAUCCUCAGAGGCGUGUAACAGCUGUGGGUUUUUAAUCUUGGACAUGGUUUUGCAGGCUCGUGGGAAGUCCUACCACCCGUCAUGCUUUCGAUGUGUGGUCUGCAGACAGAGCCUGGAGGGUCAGCCCUUCUCUGUAGACGCAGACACCAGAGUUUACUGUGUUAGCGACUACCACAAGAUCCAAGCUCCACUGUGUGCUGUAUGCAAGGUGCCGAUAUUGCCAACUGAGGGGUUGACAGAUUCUAUUCGAGUGGUGUCAUUUGACAGAAAUUACCAUGUAGAGUGCUACAGUGGUGGGGUUAACCUCAUUUGAAGACUGGAGCAACUUGGCAUGCAUCUUUCUGUGUUUUUUUCUGCUGGUUAUGUAUAUAUAUAAAACAUAA
Molecule: messenger RNA, 739 nt
Organism: Etheostoma spectabile (orangethroat darter)
Lineage: Eukaryota; Metazoa; Chordata; Actinopteri; Perciformes; Percidae
Gene: limd1b
Product: LIM domains containing 1b
Exons: 7
Coding region: 136-669 (177 amino acids)
Biological process (GO): response to hypoxia; negative regulation of hippo signaling; regulation of DNA-templated transcription
Cellular component (GO): adherens junction; P-body; transcription regulator complex
Molecular function (GO): transcription corepressor activity
Source: RefSeq, a predicted model, not a curated record